This is a messenger RNA of Molossus molossus (Pallas's mastiff bat), 2864 nucleotides long. Its product is annotated as zinc finger protein 596-like. The transcript has 9 exons. Bases 701 to 1663 code for a protein of 320 amino acids. Gene Ontology annotation, molecular function: DNA-binding transcription repressor activity, RNA polymerase II-specific. The record is from RefSeq and is a predicted model, not a curated record. NCBI's taxonomy places the organism in Eukaryota, Metazoa, Chordata, Mammalia, Chiroptera, Molossidae. Gene Ontology annotation, biological process: negative regulation of transcription by RNA polymerase II.
UCCACUCAGCGAGCAGUGGACUGAAGUUUCCAACUAGAUGCAUGUUCUCUUUGUGUGUCUCUGAAAACGAUCAAGGAUGAGCUGGGCUGGCCUGGGAUUUUGUGGGAAGAAAGGCCAUCUGCUCAAGGGAAUCUGGCUUCCAGGAAGGUGGCCAGACUCAAGGACAUGCCCUGCCCACCAGCCCUGUAAAGUCCCACCUGUUCUGAACAUUGAGGCUACAGCCUUUCCAGACCCUGACUUGUUCCACUUUCUGCCUGUGUUCCACUCUGCCGCCUUCAGAGCUGACGGAAAGCUCUGUCCUCCCUGUUGAGUGACUCAGAGGAAGACAAGAGGAAACUGCCCAGAACCCAGCCGUCAUCCCUCAGACAUUUAAACCACUCUCCAGUGCCUCAGCCCCUUCACUCGCCGAGAAGGAAAGCUUCAAGUUCUUUAUCACUGUACAUGCAUACAGUGGGCAGAGAGCAGAGCCUGGCAACCACCCCGACACUGCCUGUUUCUGUGAUGCUGAAGACACUCUCCUUCCUGUGCGUUACAGAGAAGAUCCGCAUUUCCAGAGCUUUUCAGCUUUGGAAGAUGCUCAUUGAACAUUCUGAAUUAUGGAGAUGUGUACCUGACACCUUACAGGCUUUGCCUGCUUCGUGCUUGGACUGUCUGUGAGUGAAAACCCAGAGAAAGUCACCCAGCAGCUGAGUCAUUGACCAUGCAGCCACCGGAAUCAGUGACAUUUGAGGAUGUAGCUGUAGACUUCACCCAGGACGAGUGGGCUCUGCUGGACACGCCCCAGAGAAAGCUGUACAGAGAUGUGAUGCUGGAGAACAUCAGUCACCUGGUCUCCCUGGGGUGUGGGGUCUGCAGAUCCGAGCUGACUCUCCAGCGGGGGCAAGAAGAGCUGUGGACUGAAGGCGCUGGGACUCUCCCUGGCCGGUGGGCAGGCAGGGAAAGUGCCACUGAAAAACAAGAAAUGAUAACCACACAGCACAGUAUCAGAAAGGACACAUUUAUAAUCCUGCCCCUGCAGACGUCUCACCCUCCAGAGGGCCCCUGUGAAUAUGGUGAUUUGGGAGACUUCACUCAUAGCCCCACAGGGACUCAGCAUCUGUUAACUCUCAUGGAAAAGAAGCCCUGUAUCAGCAAACAGUGUCAAAAAUCCCGCAGUGACCAGUCCUGUCUGAGUCAACAUAAGCAGAUUUGCACCAGAGGCAAAUCGUAUGAGUGUCACCUGUGUGGGAAAACCUUUAGUAAUUGCUCGAGCCUGAGACGACAUGAGAUGACGCACACUGGAGAGAAGCCGUACGAAUGCCACAUCUGUGGGAACGCCUUUAUCCAGAGCUCCGACCUGAGAAAGCACAGCCUCACGCACACCGGAGAGAAGCCGUACGAAUGCCAUCUGUGUGGGAAGGCCUUCAGCCAGUCGUCCAACCUCAGGCAGCACGAGAGGACGCACACUGGCGAGCAGCCCUAUGGGUGUCGUCAGUGCGGGAAAGCCUUCAGUAAGUGCUCCGCCCUUCGGCGCCACGAGAGGACGCACACCGGAGAGAAGCCGUACAGAUGUCCCCUGUGCGGGAAAGCCUUCAGCCAGUGCUCCGCCCUUCGGCGACACGAAGGGACUCACACUGGGGAGGACAUUGUGAAUGCCUUCAGCAGGUGCUCCGCCCUGAGAUGACAUGGCAUUAAGUGCGAUGCAUGUGGAGGAAACCUCAGUCAGCUGAACGUUUGCACACGCCAAGGACCCACCCGUCGGGGGGACCGUCUGGAGUUGAUGGAAGAUCUUGCGGACUCCUCGCUCAUCUGCUGUGUGCAAAGGUAGAUGGGAGAGAAUCCGUUUCUGUGGCAUCUCUGGCGAAACCUCCAGUCAGUGGUCUGACCGUGGGGACACGGGAACUCCCACCGGAAGCCUAGGUGUGCAGAAGUCUGCGGCAGCAGCUCUCUGCCUUGCACCAGAGAAGAGCCCUCGGUCUGCAGCCACUGGGAAUGCUGUCAUCCGUGGUUCCCGGUGAACAGUGAGCAAACCCCACGGGAGAACGCUUGGGUCUGUCAUCGCCGUCCUUGCACCAGAGAAGAGCCCUCGGUCUGCAGCCACUGGGAAUGCUGUCAUCCGUGGUUCCCGGUGAACAGUGAGCAAACCCCGCGGGAGAACGCUUGGGUCUGUCAUCGCCGUGAAGAGACAUUUAGCCACGCUCAGGCACGGUGUGCACCAGAGACUGGUGGAAUAGUCUCUAAAACAGGAUGCAGGGGCCAGAACCUCUUGAGAAUACCAACCAGUUAUCCUUGGGAAGUGAUUUGGUGGAGCUUAUGAGAAGUCCUUUAUUCGCAGAGGAACGCUGUGGCUCGUGGACACUCAGACUGCAGAGCACUCGGUGUCACGAAGGACAGUCUCUGGUGAUCAGCCGUCACGUCAGCUCUGCAGCCCCCACGGAGGAGAGCAGCCGAAACUCACAUGGAGAGACUUCGCUGCAUUUCACAGCAGAAAGCUCGCUGGGGAAAACUAACCUCCAAGAGCGCCUCUACCAAACUGUCCAGGAACGGAGCCAGAAUGCUGAGCAGAACUCUCCACAGGAAAACGUGGCACACAGUGCAAGAUAGCGCGAUCUGGGGACAGGAGAUGCAGGACUUUGUAAGAAAUUAGAUGAAACUUCUUCAGUAGGUCAUUGCUGGUGAAUAGUGAACAGCAGACCCCGUUGCUGAAAACAUCUGCGCUGCAGUCCUGUUCCUUACGUGCUGUGAACCUGCAGACGUGAGUCUGCGCUCCGCGGCUGUGGGUAAGUUCGGCCUGUGUCUCUGAGUCUUUCUUUCUCCCACAGCCGUUUUCACACAGCUCGCCGGCAGCUGUGCCCUGGGGGUGCCAGCAGGGACCUCACCACGCC